Gasterosteus aculeatus aculeatus (three-spined stickleback) is the source of this 2347-nucleotide messenger RNA. RefSeq lists its product as uncharacterized. NCBI's taxonomy places the organism in Eukaryota, Metazoa, Chordata, Actinopteri, Perciformes, Gasterosteidae. Gene Ontology annotation, biological process: negative regulation of endopeptidase activity. Gene Ontology annotation, cellular component: extracellular region. The record is from RefSeq and is a predicted model, not a curated record. Gene Ontology annotation, molecular function: cysteine-type endopeptidase inhibitor activity.
UGGGAGUAUCGCUCCUACUAGCUAGUAGUGCGUAAUUUGAAAACACACGUUGUUGUGGGCCUUAACCAUGAAGCACUGUAUGCUGUUGCCGCUGUUGUUGGCACUGGGAUGCAUGUACGUCUGCGCUGCACCGGUGGCACAUGAAGACAUACAGCCGGGGUUAUGUGAAGACGCGUCAGCAAAAGGAGCUGCAGAACUUGCGCUCAACAAGAUCAACGGGGACCGGCAGGAGGGCUACAUCUUCGCCCUGCACCGUCUGUCCAACGUGCACAUGGCAAAACAUGGACACUACGGACCGGCAUGGUUUUCUACCUGACUCUGGAUGUUGUGGAGACCAACUGCAGCGUUCUCAGCAAGAAGGACUGGAAGGCCUGCGAGGCUCGUCCCACACAUGACACACGGGUAUAUGGACAGUGCAAAGCUGCCAUUUACAUCAGUAAGGUACGCAGAGUGACACGUCUCUACAAAUAUGACUGUGUGGUCAGACCAGUUCCUAGAGACUCAGUCGGCUGUGUAGGCUGUCUGUCUCUUAUUGACAUUCAAGGAGCUGACAUUCACAAAGCGGUGGCUCUCUCGCUGGAGAAGUUCAACAGUGGGAGCGUUUUGCAUUUCACUCUGCUCAAAGUCCAGCGUGCUCAUUCUCAGGUAGUCGCUGGGAAGUCUUACAGGGUAGAGUACACCAUCCAGGAGACCAACUGCACCAAAGGCGCAGCAGCAGCUGAUGAGUGCCCCCACAUGGAGCGCGAGUUUGCUCACAAGGGCUUCUGCCAGGCAUCCAUCUACUACCCUCUCCAAGGUGAUGGUGAGGCUAAUGUAGGAUGUGAGAUCUAUGAGCCUGAGGCCGCUGAAGCAGAGAAGAAACAUCCCCUUUUGGGCGGAGAGACCGACCACGGCCACAAGGACACACACGCUCACAGCCACGACCAUGACGGUGUACACGGCGCCGAUGGAGCACACACACACGACCAUGACCACGACCACGAUCACGCCAAGAGCCACACACAUCGCAACACCAACCGGAAGCACUCUGGCGACAGACGCCAGCAUCACACACGCGACCAUGAGGUGGGCAGCGGCCACAGGCACGCUCACAACCACUCCCACGACCACGGACAUGGCCACGACCAUGGGCACGACCACGGGCAUGGCCACGACCACGGGCACGACCACGGGCACGACCACGAUCACGUGCACACUCACCAUGACAAGGCACACAACCACAGCGGCGAUUCGCCCGGCCAUCACCACAACCACGGGCACGACCACGAGCACCCAGUAGGCAGGGUGAAGUAUUUGCCCGCCAUGAACCAACCCAUGACCCUGCCUUCUUUCCCUGACGUCCCCGCUGGUGGGCCUGAAGUGGGAGUCACCCUGCCCCUCAAGCCAGACCCACGAGUGCCCGGACGGAUGGAACCCAUCAUCCAGCCCUUCCCCGGGGCGAUCUCACCCAGUUGCGCCCCUGGAGUGACGGGAGACAGCGGGCUGGAGAAACUCUUCGCUGAGGACCCCAUGUUCAAACCCGCUGCAUAAGGUGGCCCAUUGAAACUCACUUGGAAACUGAAUGUAUGUCUAAACACACUUGAUGUUUAAACAUAUAAGAAAAUACUGAAGUGCAGACAGGAGAAUAUUUACAGUAACACCUUUGCCUUAGACACAGUGAUGGACCAUGUAACGCACCUUAACUGCUUACUUUGGUCAUUCUUUGCAAAUGGUUAAAUAUAAACUCUGUUUACCUCCAACCUUCUGUUGGUCAUACAUUCGAAAACAAUAAAUUCAGUAAACUGCUCAUAUUGUUUUCACACGACUAACGUUCACACGGAGGAACUAUUAAAUUCUGGAGGCAAACAUGAAUGUUUUUUGUGUUUGGUUGCACCAAAAUAAAUAAAUAACACCGCACACUUGUGUGUUGAUUCAAUGAACUAAACCCGAGCUCCCUUUGUUUCCUGUCACUGAUCUCACCGCAGCAGAUUCAUAUUCUAAACUAAACAUAAUGUGAAGAGGUUGUUUUAUUGAUUUUCUAAAACAUCCUUUGUAAUCCUGCAUAUGAAAUAACCCUUUUUCAUAAUAUUUAACCCAAUUCAAAGCAUCAAGUCUUGAGUUUAGUGUCUUCAUGUCUUCCGAAGUAAAUUACAAUCAGUAACUGCUAAUAUAUUCCAUUCAAAUGUGGGUGGGUCACAGCAACUUAAAUUCUGUAGGAUAACAUGGAUUUGACAUUUGAAUAUGCAAUUGUCUAUUAUAAUAAUAAAUGAUGACGCUAUACAUGUAACAGGCUUAUUUUAAAGAUUUUGUCUUCCGUCACAAGAAAAUUCGGUGAAAUAAAGUCUGUGAAGUUUGGUGCAGAUGCCAA